Suillus subalutaceus is the source of this 599-nucleotide messenger RNA. RefSeq lists its product as uncharacterized. Lineage: Eukaryota; Fungi; Basidiomycota; Agaricomycetes; Boletales; Suillaceae. The record is from RefSeq and is a predicted model, not a curated record. The transcript has 3 exons. The coding region runs from base 84 to 599 and encodes 171 amino acids.
AUAUACAAUUCUGAUAGGUAUUAUGCAAAUUUUAGACAAGAUAAAGCUUGCUAAUAAUUUAUCAUUUUCGGGUCAUUUACCUGAUGAGAUGGGUGAACCCUCCCAUCUAUCCUUAUAUAUGGAAGUUAGUUGUUGGUGACAGGACUGACGUGGAUAGUUAUAGAGGCUCUUUCGAAGAUUGGUGCAUUCUCGAUACUUUUGCGCUUUACCUUGAGCAGCUCCACGAUCUCCCGAAGGAGUUCCAUCGCAAAGACAUGCCGAAGGGAGCACUGUCCAUUGCCACGAUUGCGGUUGAACGCGCUUGGAAGAUGUGGUCCACCGGUGUCUAUGUGAAACCCAAGAGACCUGCAGAGUCUCAAUUUGCAGAGGGUCUUUGGAGUGACCGCACUGAACUCGUGAUGGAGUCUCUAGAACAAACUACCCACCGCAAAUGGAAGAAGAUAUUUAAGGGUGCGAGGUCCUUUAUUGAUGUUCAUCAAAAGCGGUCAUCUCGUCACGCAAAGGCUCAGAGGAAGGUUGUAGGUGACAAUGGCCGCGCUAUUUGUGUCGAAGAAGAUUCGGGAAGCGAUUCAGGAUCUGAUGUUUCACUUAUGGGUUGA